ACUCAUUUAAAGUGUAGCUUGCUGUAAAACGUUGCUCUAUCGUUUGUGUCUGCAGUUAGACUGGGUGAUGAAGACACAAUUCUCUCUCAGUUAACACUGAAUAGGAACCCUGUUUGAGUUGUAUUAACUCUUUUGACUACAAAUGCAAGAUACGGUGAAAGAUGAGCUGGAGAUUUGACAGAUUGUAGUCCUGGCGUCGGAUUUGAAGGGUCAACUCUCUUCACAUACCCGGACAAGCCCGUAUUUAAUGACAAUGGCGUCAUCGUACUAUUGGCCCCCGUUCAUCAAGGCAAAUGGCAGCCAAGUGUUGUUAUUAUACAUUGUAACAGUCUAUGCUAUAGCUGGUAUCAAAACCGAAAAUUCUUCAACAAGUUCCAUCAGACUGAUUCCACCAAAUUGGAGCUCCGUGUGUUCUCUGAUACUCAACAACACCACCGUGGUUGACUGUGACAUAGGACACGAUGUGGCCAUCAAAUGGAAGUUUGACGAUCUGAGAAAUUGGACACUUAGCAACAGUGUGAAUGUGACUUACCAUCUAAAUAUCCGCUGUGUAGAUGGUGUUAAUAUAUCGCUUCCCUGGCCGUUCAAAUCACCAGGUCUGAUUGGAUUAAAAGUCUCAAAUUGCGGCAUUGAAAAUUAUUACAAAAACUAUCUGCGUAAUUUUGAAGAUUAUCCGGACGAACUUGAGAUGUUUGUAAUCGAGCAAUGCGUAUUUAUUGAAAACCCGUUGGAUAUUCUUAAGGUUUUCAAUGGACCUGCAACGAAAUCCUUUGUAUGUGGACAGAGCGACAGCAUAAAGAGGUACGUUUAUAGAAACAACACAAUAGUACUAAGAGGAAACCUUUCAGACAUUAACGAGUACAAUAUAACCGAAGUGAAUGAUAACCUAAAUACGGUGGGGAUUCAGUGUAAGUUCUGGCACCUUCAUGACAUAGAGAACACGCAAAAUGGAUACUUAUCAGAAAGUCACUUUCAAGUGUUCACUAAGGACAGCAACUACCCGUCUCUUACACACUGCAAUUACUCGCAUAACUUGAUCAACAAACUGCCUUUGGUCUUUCAAAACUUCAGGACUUCGUUUCCGAAGCUGGAGGUUUUAGACCUAUCUCAUAAUGUUAUAACGCUUUGGGAUUUUUCGUAUCAUGUCACUACAUUAGUUGAGUCUACAUACGUAGACCUUCGCUACAACAACAUCACACAUAUAACGCUGGAUGAUAUGGAGACACUUUCAGGUCUGGAGCCAGCCUUUGUUGAUAUCCGGGACAAUCCGAUAUCUUGUGAUUGCGCCAUGAAGAAGUUUAUGACUGAACUGAAAUUUGGUUCUGUGUUUAAACCAAAUAUGGUGAAAUAUAAAUAUAUUGAAAAUAUGACGUGUGUCACCCCUGAAUCAUUUAAAGGGAUUCGUCUGAAAGAGUUCAACUUGGAUGAACUUCCUUGUGAGGUGGACGAUUCCCAUUGGGCGUAUCCCACUGUGAUUUGUGCUGCUGUCACCUUGAUCAUCCUGUCCGUGAUUCUCUUCUGCAUAUUAUUCCCCAAUCGGGAGUUGAUUCAGAUUCUGUGUUUGACAAGAUGUAACAUCCUUCUUCCAAUGGCUACCCGGGACACCACCGUCAAGAACUAUGACGUAUUCAUCGCCGCCUCUGAAGAAGACGAGGACUGGGUUGUGGACAAUCUUCUAUACAAGUUAGAAGACAUCGAUGUCUUUGACGUUACUGAGCAUGCUUCGCAAACCCGGAAGUUAAAUGUGUGUGUUCCAGGGCGUGACUUCCGGCCGGGGGCCUUCACCAUCGACGAAAUUAUUGACAAAACAGAAAAGAGCAGAAGAACUCUGGUGGUUCUGUCCAAAUCUUUUGUGGAGUCUCGAAUGUGCGGGGAGAUGUUACGACAAGCCUAUUUUCAGAGUAUUGUUGAAAGGAGAUGUCAUUUGGUGUUUGUGAAACUUGAACAAAUUGAUUUAAAUGGUAUCGACUCUACCCUGAAGAGGAGUUUAAAACUGUUCACUGUACUGAAUGUCGCGGACAGAUACUUUUGGGAUAUGAUCCAGUUUCUUCUAAAGACCACGUCAAAGAAAAGCCGUGCCAAGAAUUCAACAACUCCGGAUGCUUAAAAGAACACCACCUUCGCAUUAAGCUACUGACAAUGGUGCCAUUGGGGUGUAGAAAAUAGUAUCCUAGAAAUAGCGUGAAUCUGUUGGGUACAACCUUCAACACUAUUUAGGAUAUAACUCGUCAUUUCUUCUUAAUGUAUGAAAAACGCCCAAAGGACUUUUGACUUUAUAACGACCACAUUCACAGAUUGCAAUUAUCUCCAUAUAUGUUCGCAGUGCAUUUCAAGUGCCAGGCUUUUAGGAUCGACGUAUUUCAGAGAAUUUUAGCAGAAUAAGAAAUCACACGUAGGAUUGGUAAGUUUUGUAAGUGUUGAACUCGAUUUAGAAAUAAUAUAUUGACAGCGACCUGAUAUGGAGUGGAAGUAUACGGGUUACCUAUUCAUAGUGGGGUUUGGUACAUGCCUGGUUGGACGUGGUUGAUUGAACGUUGUAACAGUGUACAGAUAGACAGAGUCACCUUCGAUAUGUUCACUGUAUAUGCGAAGAUGAACUGAAUUCAUUUUUGCAAUUGUGAUGCGCCUGUCAAUAAAGUAUGAU
This is a messenger RNA of Haliotis rufescens (red abalone), 2644 nucleotides long. Its product is annotated as toll-like receptor 4. Gene Ontology annotation, biological process: toll-like receptor signaling pathway; immune response. NCBI's taxonomy places the organism in Eukaryota, Metazoa, Mollusca, Gastropoda, Lepetellida, Haliotidae. Gene Ontology annotation, molecular function: transmembrane signaling receptor activity. Bases 248 to 2107 code for a protein of 619 amino acids. The transcript has a single exon. Gene Ontology annotation, cellular component: membrane. The record is from RefSeq and is a predicted model, not a curated record.